CUGGGUUAAAGAGCCCGCGCUCGCACUUUUCCAUCGAGGGGCGGCUGUGGGGGAGGUGACCGGGGAACGUCGUUGGGACGGCGGCAACGGUUCCUGGCGGCAUUAAGGAAGGAGCGUAGCCAGGCUUCGGGUGCGGAGUGAGGCGGGAGAGUCUUUAAAGCAGCGUCGCGAAACUCCUCACCCGCCCGCGUCGCUUUGUGUGGACCCGGCAGGCGGAGCCGUUGGGUGCUGGGGCCGAGCGGGCGGGCGUAGGGAGUCCUGCUCCGGCCGGUAACUUCCCGCAGCCCACUCGGAGUUUAUCUUCGUACGGCGGGGCCGCUGCUGUCGCCGCUGCCUCCUGCGCGAUGGGGAACGGCGCCGGCCGCCGGAGAAACGCGGCGGCGGGAGCCGGCGCCACCUGCCCCUCACGCCGCUGCUGAGCCGACAGCUCGCUCCGAGCACCGCGGAGGAGCCGCCCGCCUGGCAUCGCCCGCCGCCAGCGAUUUCCCAGGAGUUGCGGAGCUGGAGGAGCAGGGCAAUAGAAUGAGCGCUCCUGUGGACCCCAAGAUUAAACAGGCUUUGCGAAAGAAACCAGCAGAAAGAACUCCGGAGGACUUAAGUACUAUCUACACUUUCCUUCAUGGGCUGGACAUACUCUCACACUUCAGGGAACAUCAGCUAAGAAUAAUGUCAUCAAGUGCCCGCUAUGAGAGGUACAAGGGCAACCAAGUUCUCUUUUGCUCUGAAACUAUUGCAAGAUGCUGGUAUAUAUUGCUUUCUGGAUCCGUGCUCAUGAAGGAUUCCAUGUUUUUACCUCCUUGCAGUUUUGGCAAGCAGUCUGGAGGAAAGCGAGGAUGUGAAUGUAUCAUAUUGGAGCCUUCAGAAAUGAUUGUGGUGGAGAACUCUAAGGACAAUGAGGAAAACAUCUUGCAAAGAGAAGUCCCUCUCAGGCAGUCCCGGCGGAGGUUCAGGAAGAUCAACCAGAGGGGCGAGCGUCAGACCAUCACUGACAAUGUGGAUUCCAGCAGCUACAUCUCGCUUCCAGCUGAUCUUACCAAGAUGCAUCUUACGGACAAUCCCCACCCUCAGGUGACUCACGUCCCCUCCAGCCAGUCGGGAUGUAGCAUUGCCAGUGACUCUGGGAGCAGCAGCCUCUCUGAUAUUUACCAGGCUACAGAGAGUGAGAUGGGAGACGUCGACUUAACAGGUCUCCCGGAAGCACCUGUAGACUCUGAAGAUGAAGAAGAAGAGGAGGAUGAAGAUAUUGACAGAACUUCAGAUCCACUUCUAGGGCGAGACGUUGUACGAGAGUGCCUUGAAAAAGAGCCUGCAGAUAAAACUGAUGAUGAUAUUGAGCAAUUACUGGAGUUCAUGCAUCAGCUGCCUGCCUUUGCAAACAUGACGAUGUCUGUGAGGAGAGAACUGUGCUCGGUGAUGAUAUUCGAAGUAGUAGAGCAAGCAGGAGCCAUCAUACUUGAAGACGGCCAAGAACUUGAUUCGUGGUAUGUUAUUUUAAAUGGCACAGUGGAGAUCAGCUAUCCUGAUGGGAAGAGUGAGAGCCUCUGUAUGGGAAAUAGUUUUGGGAUUACUCCCUCUCUGGACAAGCAGUACAUGAAUGGAGUGGUCAGGACAAAAGUAGAUGACUGUCAGUUUGUGUGUAUAGCCCAGCAAGACUACUGGAGGAUUCUGAACCAUGUGGAAAAAAACACUCACAAAGUGGAGGAGGAAGGAGAAAUUGUUAUGGUAAAGGAGCACAGAGAGCUGGAUCGCAGCGGGACCAGGAAAGGACACAUAGUUAUCAAGGCAACACCCGAGCGACUCAUCAUGCACUUAAUAGAAGAGCAUUCUAUUGUGGACCCAACCUACAUCGAGGAUUUCCUCCUAACGUACAGAACAUUUCUCACCAGCCCUCUGGAAGUUGGAAAUAAACUCUUGGAAUGGUUCACAGUGGACAGCCUCAGGGAUAAGGUUACCAGAGUGGUCUUGCUGUGGGUGAACAAUCAUUUCAAUGACUUUGAAGGAGAUCCUGCUAUGACUCGGUUUCUGGAAGAGUUUGAGAAGAACUUGGAGGACACGAAAAUGAAAGGGCAUCUCAGGCUGUUGAAUAUUGCCUGUGCUGCCAAAGCAAAAUGGAGACAGAUCACCCUGCAGAAGCCUUCUAGAGAUUCACCACUGUUUUUCAGCCUCCUGGGAGGAAGUGACAAAGGCUUUGGUAUUUUUGUGGAGACUGUGGAAGUGGGCAGUAAAGCAGCAGAAGCUGGACUCAAGCGUGGUGAUCAGAUAAUGGAAGUCAAUGGGCAGAAUUUUGAGAACAUUACCUUUGCCAAAGCUCUGGAAAUCCUAAGGAACAACACUCAUCUCUCCAUUACUGUAAAAACAAACAUUUUUGUGUUUAAGGAGCUGCUCUGCAGGAUAGGCCAGGAGAAAAAUGGAAUUCCACACAUCCCAAAGAUUGCAGAAAAGAAAACCAACCGCUAUUCCAUCCCAGAUAUGCCUGGAGAUGUGGAACAGAUGUUUCCCCGUGAAAAAGGAAACAAGAAACUGAAAGCAAACACUGUGUCUGGUGGGAGAAACAGAAUCAGGAAAAUCUUAGACAAGACCCGCUUCAGCAUCUUGCCUCCAAAGCUGUUCAGUGACGGCAGCGUCAGCCAGUCGCAGGACGACAGCAUCGUGGGGACGCGGCAGUGCCGCCACAGCCUGGCCAUCAUGCCUAUCCCGGGCACGCUCUCGUCCAGCAGCCCAGACCUGCUGCAGCCCACGACCAGCAUUCUGGAUUUCUCUAAUCCUUCAGCUGUUGGGUUUUACUAUAUUCCAGAUCAAGUCAUACGAGUUUUCAAAGCAGAUCAACAGAGCUGUUACAUCAUCAUCAGCAAAGACACUACAGCAAAAGAAGUGGUGAGCCAUGCUGUCCACGAGUUCAACCUGACAGGAGCCCCGGACACCUACUCCCUGUGUGAGGUGUCUGUCAGCCCCGAGGGAGUCAUCAAACAGAGGAGGCUCCCAGAUCAGUUCUCCAAACUGGCUGACAGGAUCCAACUCAAUGGAAGGUACUAUCUGAAAAACAAUAUGGAGACAGAGACCUUAUGCUCAGAUGAGGAUGCUCAAGAACUCCUGAGAGAGAGCCAAAUUUCCCUCCUCCAGCUGAGCACCAUCGAGGUGGCCACUCAGCUUUCCAUGAGGGACUUUGAGUUGUUUCGCAACAUCGAGCCGACCGAGUACAUCGAUGACCUUUAUAAGCUGGACUCCAAAACGGGGAACGCUCACCUGAAACAGUUUGAGGAUGUCAUAAAUCAAGAGACGUUCUGGGUUGCCAUGGAAAUUUUAGCAGAGCCCAACCAGCUGAAGAGGAUGAAGAUCAUUAAGCAUUUCAUUAAAAUUGCCCUGCACUGCCGAGAAUGCAAGAACUUCAACUCCAUGUUCGCCGUCAUAAGUGGGUUAAACCUAGCUCCAGUAGCACGUCUCAGAGGCACGUGGGAAAAGCUCCCGAGCAAGUAUGAGAAGCAUCUCCGAGACCUUCAAGAUCUUUUUGACCCAUCUCGAAACAUGGCAAAAUACCGCAACAUCCUCAGCAGCCAGAGCAUGCAGCCACCAAUUAUUCCACUCUUCCCUGUUGUCAAGAAGGACAUCACAUUUCUGCAUGAAGGAAAUGACUCUAAAGUGGAUGGCCUGGUGAAUUUUGAGAAACUCAGAAUGAUUGCCAAAGAAAUUCGCCAAGUUGUCAGGAUGACCUCAGCAAACAUGGACCCAGCUGUGAUGUUCAGGCAAAGGAAGAAGAGGUGGAGAAGUUUGGGAUCCCUGAGCCAGGGCAGCACAAACUCCAACAUGCUGGAUGUACAGGGAGGUGCUCACAAGAAACGUGCCCGACGCAGCUCGCUCCUGAACGCCAAGAAGCUCUAUGAGGACGCACAGAUGGCCAGGAAGGUGAAGCAGUAUUUAUCCAACCUCAACGUAGAGACAGAUGAAGAGAAGAUCCAGAUAUUGUCACUUCAGUGUGAGCCUGCCUAUAGCACUUUGACAAAGAAUUUAAGUGAGCGAAGAGGAGGAAAAUCCUCUGAAAUGUCUCCAGUACCCAUGAGGUCAAUUGGCCAAAGCACCAAAUCCCAUCAACAUCAACAGAACAGGAUGAGUCAAGUUCUUCAGGUUCCAACUGUGAAUUUAUACCCCAGCAGGAAAAAGGGACUGACAAAGGAUCAUGUCACAUUCAGCACGGGCUCCCCCCAGAAGUCGUUAAGCUUGUCUGAGGAAGUAAGUAGUAAGAAACAAACAGAUGACACUAUGUCCAUGGCAUCUUCUUUGCACUCCAGCCCACCUGCUUCUCCUCAGGGCUCUCCACGCAAAGUUGGCAACAUCCAAAGGUCGGAUAACUGCAGUCAGAUGAAUCUCUCUGGCUCGUCCUCGUCGCUCGCCAGUGAAACCAGCAACAAGAACAGUGGACAGCGCAGCUAUGGAAUAGGCUAUGCCCUCAUACCUUCCACUAAAUCUGAUAACUUCUCAGACUCCAGUCACAGUGAGAUUUCAUCCCGGUCCAGCAUCGUGAGCAACUGUUCAGUGGACUCGAUGUCAGCGGCGCUGCAGGACGAGAGGAGUUUGUCACAGUCUCUCAUUGUGGUGGAUUCAGCAGGGGCAGAGAGAAAAGAACAUCCUCAACCUCUAUCUGAUUAUGGCCAGCCAUGCCCAGGCUGGUCAGUCACCAGGCCUGCUCUCAUCAGGGGCAUGGCCUUCACGUCCUCCAUGAGCAGCGAGGAGAUCUCCCACGAGCACAUCACGGUAGAGGCGGCAGACAGCGGCCGGGGAAGCUGGACUUCAUGCUCAAGUAGCUCUCAUGACAACUUCCAGAAUAUCCCAAACCAGAAGAGCUGGGAUCUGCUCAAUUCCUACCGCCACACCCAGCUGGACGGACCUAUAGCUGAAGUUGACCCCACAAACUGUUACUCCGAGGAGGCUUAUCUGUACUCGGAAGCCUUUUCCAAAGCCAACAGGCAGUCGAAGGGCAGCGCGGAGCUCGACCAGUCCCGGCAGAGCUGGGCCUCCUCCAGCUCACUCUCAGACACCUACGAAACGAACUAUGGGACAAUAAAGCGCAGGGGGCUGGAGAACUCCCCAGCAGAGCAGGCAGAGGCUUUGGACUCUAAAGCCGGCGCUGAUACCGCUUACAAGACUGUCACUUCCAGCACGGAGAAAGGCCUGAUAGUCUACUGUGUCACCUCACCUAAGAAGGACGAUAGGUAUAGGGAACCACCGCCCACCCCUCCGGGAUAUAUGGGGAUUUCUUUAGCGGACAUAAAGGAAGGAUCGCCCCACCACCCACACCUAAAACCUCCAGACUAUAGUGUGGCAGUGCAGAGGUCAAAGAUGCUGCACAGUGACCUCUCUAGACUUUCAUCAGCAUCUCUCAGUAGUGAACCUGUGGCCUGUAUCUCAUCGAGGAUGCCUCAGUGGCAUAGCCGGCAGCCGUCCAGCCCCAAGCUAGCAGAUAUGACUGACGCAGAUAGUGAAGAGGAUGAAGAUGAACAAGUAUCAGCAGUUUAACCAUUGGGUUGUGGUAUCAACCACUUCACACAGGGGAUGUGGGGAGAUGGACCACAAGGAUUCUGUUAGCGAAGGCUAACAACUUGCUGCUGCUAACCUCAGACGUUGUGUUUGCCUCUGUCACGAGACAGAACGGGUUGGGUCACCUCUCUCUACCUUCCUUCACUCUGCCACUGCCUGUGAAAUAGAAAGCCCCAGCUAGCCACCACGCUGGUGUCUGGAGGUGGACCAGGCUUCAUUCAUUUAGGAGGACCACUUGUCACCACCGCUUGAAACUUGGACGCAUUCUUCUGUACGAUACCAUAGAAUCCUUUAGUAGUUUCCCAUUGUCGUUAUUUUCUACGUGGCCAUUCUGAAAGUGUUAUGGACUUCAAAAGAAAGAAACAAGCAAAAAUGUAUCAAAAAGUCAGCAAAAGCAAAGGACAUUGCUGAAGUUAUCUGAAAAGUAAUUUAUUAAUUUAAAUCUUUUUUAUUUCUCCUUUGGGAAUUUCCUUUAUUCGUGUCGGCAGUGCUCCGGUUGGCUAAGGGAAAUGCUUAGUGGGUGCGAUGGUAAAUGAGCUCCACGCAAACUGUGGUGCUCUCAAACACAGGCAACUAGAGAUGGGAGCUUACCAGGUGCAGAAAUAAGCUGGAUUUUAGGGUGGUUUUAGAUUAAAUAGAGCACAAAGCCCUACAGAGCAGCAUGGGUCAUGUCCACCGCUCCCCUCCUACACAGACAUAGCAAAACCCUCCACCCUGAAGGAUUUCUGGGUGUGUUUUGGUUACCAGCCAACUGAGGCAAUAGUUGGUGCUCUCCUGCCCUGGAAAGUUGUUGUUUGAAGUGUGGAAGCUGUGGUUUGCAGGGAACUGGGAUGGAGAAGGUUUGAAGUUUCCCCUAAAGAGCUUUCACUGCGAGCUUUCGCCCUGUGGAGCUCGGCAUGCAAAGCUGCUGUUGCUAGAAACCAAAACCUAAACCUGUGUGUUGUGGGCUUUAAGAUCAUCCCACACAGCCUGGCCUUUUGCCAGAGCUGCACAGGAUUUAGGUGCAAAGACUACCUGAAAAAAAAAAAUCCCCACACCUAAAUUAAUUCUAAAUCACCUCCAUUUUACAGUCAAAUUAGUGGAGCAGAGUGUGACAUGACCUGAUGCUUCUGUAGGGGAUAAGGCAUUUUACCCUGGGUUAGAAAAGAUCCUGGCGUUUUCAGCUGGCAAAUACAGAUUGGGUUUAAAUCCUAGGUGAGAAAUCCUGCUGGUGUUGAUGUCAGUGGCAGUUUUGACUUGCAGCCAGCCAGCAUUAACACCUGAGCCUCUGCUUUGACUAUGGUCAAAAAAAUUGCUUGUUGGAUUUUGCUUAGCCAGCCAGAGCACAGAGGGUAGAACUGGAAAUACCUGAGCUUUCUUUUCAACUUCACUGUUUUCCCUUGUUGUCUUUUUUCCUUCUCUUCCUCCCACUAUUGUUCUCCUUUCUUUUUCUCUUAUCUUUUUCUAUUUUCCCUUUUUAUUUUUGUAUUUCUUUUUAUCUUUUUUUUUCUUUUUUCCCUUUUCCUCUCUUUUCCUUUUCUUCCUUUUCCCCCUCUCCCCUUCCUUCUUUUUCUUGUUCCUUCCCUCUUCCCUUUUCUCCUUUCUUUCCUAGUUUCUUUCUUUUUCCCCCAUGCUCCUAUUUUUCUCUUUUCCCCAUUUUUCUUUUUCUCUUUUGCCCUGUUUUUGUUUUCCUCCUUCCUCCCUGCUUCCCCCUCCGUUUGUCUCUUCCCCCGUUUUUUUUUCUUUUUUCUCCUUUUUUUCUUCCUCUCUUUUCUUCCUUUUUUCCUUUCCCCUCUUCCUCCCUUUCUUCUCGUUCCCUCCCUCUUCCCUUUUUUCCUUUUUUCCCCUAGUUUUUCUCUUUUUUCCCUGCUCCUCUUUUUCUCUUUUUUCCCUGCUCUUUUUCUCUUUUUUUUCCCUGCUCCUCUUUUUCUCUUUUUUUUCCCCUGCUCCUCUUUUUCUCUUUUUUCCCUGCUCCUCUUUUUCUCUUUUUUUUCCCUGCUCCUCUUUUUCUCUUUUUUUUCCCCUGCUCCUCUUUUUCUCUUUUUUCCCUGCUCCUCUUUUUCUCUUUUUUCCCUGCUCCUCUUUUUCUCUUUUUUUUCCCUGCUCCUCUUUUUCUCUUUUUUCCCUGCUCCUCUUUUUCUCUUUUUCCCUUGUUUUUCUUUUUCUUUUUUCCCUCUGUUCUUCUUUUUCUCAGUUUUGUUUUUCUUUUCUUGCCUUCUUUCCUCCAUUCCACACAUGAUGCCCCCACCCCAGUGUUACAAUUGGACAUGAAUGUGUGAAUAUGUAUUUAAACAUUUACUUGUAAAUCUCUGUUGUGAUGUUUACAGCCUAAGCUAGAACGAAGGUGUUUGUCCUUUUUCCAGUGCCUCAGAGAUGAUUUCUAUAUCCAUAGUUGUGAAGAGCUUUAAGGAUUUAUUUUGUUUCCUGUAUGUGUGCAGAGGGUGCAAGGUGAAUGCAACAACAUCUUCUGAAAGUGACACAAGUACCAAAAAAACAACCCAAAGCCUUUUGAUGUGCUUUCCCCACAGCAGCUUGGGACUGAUGUGCAGAGCCUUAGCCUGCACUCCUGCUGGUGCCAGGUUCAGUAUUCCUGGGACUCACCCAUACGGAUUGGAGUAAGCGACGUAAAUGAGCAGCGAUGCUGAAGGGAGGGAUACCUCAAUUAGAAGGUAGGCUCUAGGAGGUAUUUUUUCUUGGCACAAGUAUCUGAGGAGAAAAAGGUUGAAAGGAGAUGUCAGGAAUCAGUUGAGGUAAAUCACAGUAAAUGCAGUUUUGCUUUUUUUGAGGCCUUAAUGAACAUAACGAACCUGCACAGGCCUUAAUGAGUAAAGGGUAACGUGUCAGAGCAAUGCAGGGCAGAGGGAUGGUUUUCAGCACAUGUAAUGUUGAUCAUAUAACUGUUCAAUUGAUGUUUUUGUGGGAUGUGAACCCGAGUCCUCCCAGUCCCACCCUCAGCUGUAGUUGCUUGUUAACGUCCCCGUGGAGCGUGCAGCGUGUUCUGUCCGAAACUCCUCUCGUGUUGUGCCAGGGCAAUGCAGUCACCUGGCUCCCGUCCCCUCCAGCUCUGCUUUUAUUUCAGCCUCUUGAACAAAAAGUACAAGGGAUGAGGGCUUGUUACUGAAGUGACUUCCUUUUCCCCAAAAACACUGAUUGUGCUGUCUGGAAGGACAGCCUAAAGCUCCUCCAAGGAGCAGGGCUGGGGUCCCCUCCAGCAGCCACAGGAGCAAUGAAUAAAUGGCCCAUGGAAGCAUGGUGUUUGUACAUCAGCAGUGUCAGGACACUGAGAAGGUUUGGAAGCGAGUGAAAGGCUUGCUAAUCCUAUUUCCCUACUAGCCAGCACAGCUGGUGUAAGUAAAUCAUGCCUCAGCCAUGGACACACGAGCUCCUCCUCUGCUUCUCCUGCCUCACACGCUGUGGUUUGCCUGCCCUGCCCUCGCUGGGCUCGCUCCUUCUUGCUUAGUUUUUAAAUCAACCGAUCACAUUGAUCGGGGCCGAUAGCCAAAUGUAGUGUGUCUGGUGAUGGAUUUGAAGAGACAUUGUCCCUUGUUUUCAGCAGUUCAGAUGGGAAGGUGCUCAGUGUACCUGCUCUGCUCCACUUUAUUGAUGAGAUGUCUUCUGGAUCGCAGAACCUGACUUGGUCCCUCCAGCAGGUUGCUCUGAUGUGGGCUCUGAUUUUGAUGUCACAUCAUUCCACUGCCACACCUCAGUGUGCUCCUUGCUUUUGUGUUGGUUUGCUCCUGACCUGCAGGGGUAAAAGCUGGAUUUCAGCUAUUUAACCACCCACUGUUUCCUUAUCCUUCAUCAGUCUCAAAACUUCCAAGCAAUCGGUUCCAAAACAACCAAUUCCCCAAAAAUCAGUGAAGUUUUGUAAACUCCACUUGGCCUCUCCAGUGGCAGAAAGGGGAAAAUGAGAUCAUUGAGCCUCUGAGUAGUGGUUUCAUCUCCCCUGUACCCGAGGAAAUGGAAAGGCACCACCUGCAGGUGUCUGCAGUGCAUGUGUCUGCAGGGACCACCUGUAGGAGCGAGUGGAUGUUUGCAACCUGCAGUUUCCUAAGCUCGUUGGCUUUGCUUUUACUCCCGCCAGGAAUUUCACAGAGGUGAGUGACACUUCCCUGGGAGAUGGUCAGAGCCCACAGCUCAGGAUGGGGGUGCCCCAAGGGCUCCCUGCACCCAUCAGAGGUGGAGAGAGUCCCCAGUUCCCAGGGGCUGGUGGCAUCAGUGCUGCCGCAAACCCUCUUCCAGCUUCUCCCGAGUCAUUUCAUCGCAGGUAGUGGUGGAAGCAGGAACCUGCCAGUUCAAGCAUUACUACAACAUUAGAAUCUGAGUAUGGUUUUUAAAAUGGCUAAACUUAGCAGUGGCCUACUUGGAUCAACUUGGCAGUGGCCUCCCAGACAGCAGAAGAAAGGGAUACUCUCUCUUUAGAGAAGCUUUACACAUUAUAUUUGAGAGCGCUUGUACAGAGGGUAAUCUCCCUUGACUUCCCAACCCAGCUUUGGCUUCUGUUGUGCUUUUUAUCGUUCUAUCUUUAUUUUUGAUAUACCUGGAAUGCAGUUUAGCUUGGUAUUCAUGAGAUUCUAAAUAUGUGAGCAUAUUGGCAAAACUGCACAGAUGUACUGAUACUCCAAUAGCAAUUGUACUGCACAAGUCAGUGAUUGUAAAGUAUUCUGUAACAAGCAAUGUUUGUCUCCUAUUUUUUGAUACCUCUUACACUUAUGUCUUUUAGAAAGACAGUGCCUCUGUAUGCUUUUUUGUAUUUUUACUGAGUGAUUGUAAAUAUUUGUUAUAUUUUUGGUUAAGAGAAUGUUUAAAAGUACUGUUUAUUAUCCAAUCUAUUAAUAUGUUGGAAUCAAUAAACAAUCGACAUAUA
This is a messenger RNA of Pogoniulus pusillus (Red-fronted tinkerbird), 10375 nucleotides long. It is a transcript of the gene RAPGEF6, whose product is annotated as Rap guanine nucleotide exchange factor 6. The transcript is spliced from 32 exons. Gene Ontology annotation, molecular function: protein binding; guanyl-nucleotide exchange factor activity. NCBI's taxonomy places the organism in Eukaryota, Metazoa, Chordata, Aves, Piciformes, Lybiidae. The coding region runs from base 523 to 5508 and encodes 1661 amino acids. The record is from RefSeq and is a predicted model, not a curated record. Gene Ontology annotation, biological process: small GTPase-mediated signal transduction.